Molecule: messenger RNA, 3528 nt
Organism: Paramecium tetraurelia
Lineage: Eukaryota; Ciliophora; Oligohymenophorea; Peniculida; Parameciidae
Exons: 7
Biological process (GO): phospholipid translocation
Cellular component (GO): plasma membrane
Molecular function (GO): ATP binding; ATPase-coupled intramembrane lipid carrier activity; ATP hydrolysis activity
Source: RefSeq, a predicted model, not a curated record
AUGUAAAACUCAUAAAGCGAAUUGGGGCAACCUGAUCCCUGGUCCUUGUAUUUGCCGUAUGACAACAAAUACGAACUUCAAGGAUGUUGCUUCAAGACUAGACCUCAUUGGAGAGACAUGAAAGAUAGAACUAUCAUUACAAAUAUUUAAGAUCACGAAUUACCAGAUAACACAAUCAGAACCUGCAAAUACACUCUAUGGACAUUUCUUCCUUUGAACUUAAUGGAAUAAUUUUCAAAGAUGGCAAAUAUCUAUUUUUUGAUCGUCGGAUAUUUGGAAACUAUAGAUUUAGUAUCGAUUACUGAUGGGUAACCUGUUAUCUGGUUUCCUUUGUUUGUAGUCAUUGCAAUAUCAGCAUUUAAAGACUUUUUAGAAGAUCACAAGAGAUAGCUCUCUGAUCGAGAUGAGAACAAGCGAAUAGCCUUAGUGUUGACACCUUACGGAUUGGUUGAAAAGAAAUGGUAACAAAUAUUAGUGGGAGACAUUAUCAGAAUAGAGUAAGGUGAAUAUUUCCCUGCCGAUGUGAUAGUCGUCAAAACAAGUGAAAAAGGGUCUUGUUUCAUUGAAACCAAAAAUUUAGAUGGAGAAACCAACCUCAAAAUCAAAAAAUAACAUAAAGGACUUUAAUUCACCAGAAAUUUAAAUGAUUAUCUCUUACAAAAGGAGCACAUUCUUGUCCAUUACGAUAAACCCAACCCUUAUCUAUAUAAAUUCAAUGGUACAAUCACGAUGCCUCCUGAUCAUAACAGUGAUGGAGAUUAAAAAGUGUAUUAAUUAGAUGAAGUCAACUUUAUUCUCAGAGGGUGUUCACUGAGGAACACUCAUUGGAUAUAUGGCUUGGUUGUCUAUACAGGAUUUGACACUAAGAUCAUGUUAAAUUCAACUAAGGCUAGACCUAAGUCAAGCACAUUAGAAUCAUAGAUGAAUUUCUUUAUUAUUCUAGUAUUUUUUAUAUAAUUAGUAAUUUGCUUGUUCUCAGCUUAAUAUUCAGUGUUUUGGUAAUUAGAUAAUUUUAUGGAUAUUCCCUACUUGGAAUUAGAUGAGAAUGAUCUUUAAACUAACAUAGUCUUUAGAACAAUGGAAAGAUGGGGAACUUGGUUAUUGAUUUAUACUAAUUUUGUUCCAAUAUCUUUAUUAGUGACUCUAGAAAUGGUUAAAUAUUUACAAGGUAUGAUGAUAGAAAAUGAUAAAUAGUGUAAGUCAUAAAAUCAUAGAACUGAAGUGCAAACUUCGAAUCUAAAUGAAGAAUUGGGUAAUGUCAAAUACAUGUUCACUGAUAAAACUGGAACCAUUACAAAGAAUUUGAUGGAGUUCAAAACCAUAUCAAUACAUGGUAAAUCUUACGGGAAUGUUUGUAAUAGAAGUUAAAUCUUAAACUCUGAUGAGAUAACUCACAUGCCUUAAGUAACCAAUGUGGACUUUAGAGACAAACAACUAUUCAAUGAUUUGAAUUAGAAUGAUGACCACUCCAGAAGAAUAGUUGAAUAUUUUAUGCAUCUUGCUUUAUGUCAUACAAUAUUAGUGGAAUAUGAGUAAGGCAAAAUUAAGUAUAAUGCAUCUUCACCAGAUGAACUAGCUUUACUUAUGGGAGCAAAGUUUUGUGGAUUUGAGUAUAUAGGGUUGGAUGAUGGAAUGAUGAUUGUCAAGUAUAAAGAUUAGUUGUUAAAAUAUAAGUUAUUAUAAGUGUUGGAGUUUAGUUCAGCAAGAAAGAGGAUGUCUGUUAUCGUUUAAGAUUAGAAUGAUCAAAUUAUGUUGUUGUGCAAGGGAGCUGAUUCAAUGAUAAUCAAUUUGCUUGAUAAGUCGAAUAGAUAAAAUUAGGAGUUAUUGUCAAUCACAGAGUAACAUUUAGAAUAAUAUGCUGAAAAGGGAUUACGAACUCUACUGUUGGCAUAAAAAGAGUUGACCAAAUAGCAAUAUGAUGAAUGGAUUAAUAAAUAUCUCUUAGCAGGUUUAACCACUAUUAAUAGGGAGGAAUAGUUGCUAAGUUUAUAAGAUCAAAUAGAAACCAAUCUUGUAUUGAUUGGAGGAACCGGAAUUGAGGAUAAGUUAUAAGAUGAUGUUGGUAGUACAAUGUAGAAAAUAUUGAAUGCAGGAAUUAAGAUAUGGGUAUUAACAGGAGAUAAAUUAGAAACUGCUAUUAAUAUAAGUUAUGCUUGUAAUUUGUUAAAUGAUUCUCAAUAAAAAAUUGUGAUUUAAUCAGAUGAUUAAUUUGAAGCCUAGUUCAAAAUAAACUCGGGUUUAGAUUUAUUAAAAACUCAAUUCUAAAACCAUUCAACUGCAUUAAUCAUUUCUGGUGAUUCAUUAAUCCAUUUGGAUGAAAAGUAUCUCAUUAAACUCAUUGAAUUGGCCAAAUAAUGUCAUACUGUUAUAGCUUGCAGAGUAUCACCCAAAUAAAAGUAAGAAUUAGUGCAAUUAGUGAAGGAUAAUAUUUAUAAUAUUGUGACUAUGGCAGUAGGAGAUGGAGCCAAUGAUGUAAAUAUGAUAACAGCAGCCAAUAUUGGAAUAGGAAUCAAAGGAGUUGAAGGGAAUUAAGCAGCAAGAGCCGCAGAUUAUUCAAUUGGGGAAUUUAGAAUUUUACAAUAACUAUUACUCUAUCAUGGAAGAGAAUGUUAUAGAAGAAAUCAAGUUCUGGUUGGAUACAACUUUUACAAAAAUCUCCUUAUUGUAUUACCACACUUUUGGUUCUCAUUUUAUAAUGGAUUUUCACCUCUUAAUUUAUAUGAUCCUUGGCUUUAUCAAUUUUAUAAUAUGUUCUAUACGAGUGUGCCUAUAAUGAUUUAUGCAAUCUUGGAUUAACAAUAUUCAUCUAAAUUUCUGUUAAAAAAUCCAUAACUAUAUCAAACUAAUAAUAAAGUGACUCUGCUCACCUUCUUUUUCUGGUUUUGCUCUGGUGGAAUACAAUCAGCCAUUGUUAUUUAUGCAGUAUUUCCAUCGAUGGAGUAAACAAGCAUUGACAAAGAAGGAAGAAUCCUCUUUCUUUCAUCAGUAGGCAUGGCAGUAUUCUGUUAUGCAAUUAUAAUAGUGAAUCUAAAGGUCUUUGUCUUCUCUUACAUGAAUUCCAUAGGAUCUGUGCUAUCUAUUUUUGGCUCUAUUAUUCUGUAUUUGCUAACCUACAUGUUUUUAUCUUAAUUCACAGACAGAUUAGACAUUUCGCACACAUUCAUACAUUUGUUUUCUAAUAUCUAAUUUUACUUCAUUUUGAGUGGAAUACUGAUUUUAACAAUUCUAUUUGAUCUAGCAUUAUCAAGAUGGUCAAUAUUCUCGGAACAAUAACUCUUUGAAAUCCAUAGAGUAAGGGAUGCAGAAGAGCCAGCUUCAUCAGAGAAGUCAAGAUUUGGAAGCACUCCACCUUCAUCAUUAAUGCCUCCUGAUAAAUUUGAGAACUUAUUCUAAGAAGAAGAGGAUGUCUAUGAUGACACAUCGGUUCUUCUGCCUGUUAAGCCAGUCAAAACUAGGAAAUACACUGGUUAUGCCUUUGCUUAACAAGAGAAGAAGCUAGAUGAAGCCCUUAGGAAUGCAGAAAAUUGA